Molecule: messenger RNA, 1739 nt
Organism: Drosophila takahashii
Lineage: Eukaryota; Metazoa; Arthropoda; Insecta; Diptera; Drosophilidae
Gene: ZnT35C
Product: Zinc transporter 35C
Biological process (GO): response to zinc ion; zinc ion transmembrane transport
Cellular component (GO): plasma membrane
Molecular function (GO): zinc ion transmembrane transporter activity
Source: RefSeq, a predicted model, not a curated record
AAAAUCGACAACUACGACGAGAAUCAACCAAAUUAGUUUUCACAUUGUUAUUUUCGUGCUUUUGCUAUAUGUAUGACGACUCUGUUUGAUUGUUCUUAAGCGCUGUUUGUUUGUUUUCCUGGUUUUACUGUAUUUUCUGUAUUUUUUUUUGUGUUGAAAAAAUCGAAAAUUCUGUGCAAUUUACGUUUAUACAUUCCAAUGUCUGGGUGACUGAGGAGCUGUAAUAUCGGGUAAACGCUCGCUAAUUGGCAGACGGCACGGAAAUCGUCGGAAAUGAAUGAUGCCCGGCUCUUGGCGACUCCGCUGGAUAAAUGCCGCUUGGAAAUGCUGCACGAAUAUGUCCGGGAUCAUUGUCAUCGUGCUCGAAGUGAGGGAGUGGACGUGAAGGCGCGGCGAAAACUGAUCAUAGCCAGCAUUUUGUGUUUGGUUUUCAUGAUUGCGGAAAUCGUGGGUGGCGUCCUAUCGAACAGUCUGGCCAUCGCAACAGACGCCGCACAUUUGCUCACCGAUUUCGCCAGUUUUAUGAUCUCGUUGUUUGCCAUCUGGAUUGCCGGACGCCCAUCUACGCAGCGGAUGUCCUUCGGCUGGUAUCGGGCCGAGGUUAUUGGCGCCAUGGCCUCCGUCUUCAUGAUCUGGGUCAUCACGGGCAUCUUAGUUUGGCUGGCCAUUGGACGACUCAUUAGCGGCGACUAUGAGGUGAAUGCCAAGAUCAUGCUGAUCACCUCGGGACUGGCCAUUUUGGUGAAUGUCAUAAUGGGCGUCCAGCUGCAGCAUGGCCAUUCGCAUGGUCUGGGCGGGGGCGGUGGGCAUGGUCACAGCCAUGGUGGCUCCAAGAAGCCGAAGAAGCAACCCAUCGCAGCCAUCCCCUCCCACGCACAUGCCACCUCCACCCCUUGCUCCGAAUCGCCCUCGCAGCGGAUUGAAGGAGGCGUGGCCUUUGCCCCCGAGGAUGCCGAGUUGCCAGGCAGCGGACUUCCGACGUUCUCUUACCAGAAUGCUAAGCUAGUGGAUCCCGAUCUGGAAAUCGCCGCCGUUCUGGCGGAGACGGCACCCGGUUCGCAUCAUCAUGGCGGACAGGUGGGUCGCGAAGCUGUGAAUAUGAAUGUGAGGGCCGCCCUCAUCCACGUGAUUGGCGAUGUCAUCCAGAGCGUUGGAGUUUUCGUCGCCGCCGGUGUGAUCUACUUCUGGCCAGAGUAUUCCAUUGUGGAUCCCAUCUGCACAUUCGUGUUCUCCAUCAUCGUCCUCUUCACCACUUUCACGAUCAUGAAGGAUGCCCUGCUGGUGCUGAUGGAGGGGACCCCGAACUACAUGCACUACGCGGAGGUGCUGCAGAUUUUCCAAGGCAUCGAGGGCGUUGAGCGGGUGCACAAUUUGCGCAUCUGGGCGCUGAGCAUUAAUAAAGUGGCGCUAUCAGCCCAUUUGGCCAUUGCUGAAAAUGCGAAUCCCAAGAUGAUCCUGGAUGCAGCCACCUCGGCGGUUCACUUGCGCUACAACUUCUUCGAGACGACCAUCCAAAUCGAGGACUAUACGGCCCAAAUGGAGAGCUGCCAGCAGUGCAAUGUGCCCGAGAAGUAGACUUCCUGUUAGAAAAACAUACAAAAACCCAUAAUAUGAUAAUCUAAUUCGAUGUAUAUUCAAUAUUUAUUUUGCUGUACGACCAAUCCGUAUAUAGAGUAAACACAAAUCAACUACAAAAUAUAUACAUUUACGCGCGACUGUUUAUCAGUUUAUCACCUGAA